AUGGCGGUCGAGAGUCGGGCGACGCAGAUUGCUGCGGUCGCGUACACUUUUGUCGUCAUUUCCUCAAUAGCGACUAUUCUACGAGUCUACUGUCGUGCCGUUGUUAUCAAGGCCUUUGCGCUGGAUGAUUGGUUUGCCGUCAUCGCCCAGUUUAUGUUUAUCGUUUUCUGCUCUUACGAACUCACCGGUACCAGAUAUGGAACGGGACGUCACUUCAAGGAUAUCGAAGGCGAUGAUUUAGUCAAAGCCAUGCAGAUGUGGUGGACAUGCGAACCGACAUACGUCCUGACCAACAUGGCCAUCAAAGCCAGUAUUGCCAUCUUCUUGCUCCGAAUCUGCGUUACCCGAACGCACAGGAUGAUCAUUUAUGUCGCCACCGGCGUCACUGAGCUUUACAGCUUGUUCUUCUUCUUGCUGUUUGUGCUCCAGUGCAGACCUACAUCUCUCUUCUGGCUCCGAUACUCAGCCAACCCUCCCGCAGGACAGUGUCUCGACGCUUCCGUCGUUUCCAACGCUUUCUAUGGAUACUCUGCAAUCAGUUGUGCGUCCGAUUGGACAUACAGUAUUCUCCCAAUGUUCCUUGUCUGGAAGCUGCAGAUGAGCAAGAGGACCAAGAUCUCUGUCAUUGGUAUCUUGGCAGCUGGUGCUAUUGCUUCCAGUGCAACCAUCAUCCGAUUCCCAUACCUGUGGUCCUUGACCGAUAUCGGCGACUUCCUAUACUCAACAUCAGAUGUCGCCAUCUGGUCGACUGUCGAAACCGGUCUCGGUAUCACCGCCGCAGCUGUUGCCACUCUCCGACCCCUCCUCCGAAGCUUUCUCGGUCACGGAUCCUCAGCCGAAGGUGGUGGAAACUCAGCCAGACCCUGGCAACGAACCGGCAGCAACCACCCCUCGGUAGGCUACCUCCGCAGCCAUGGUGUAUCAGGCGGCGAGGAGGCCUUUGACCUUCAUGACAAUGCUGGAAAGCGUAUCGGCGUCACCACCAUCAUUGACCACGGCGAUGAUAUCAAGGCCGGCGAGGGCUCGAAGCGAACGAGCCGAUCUGCAGAGUCUGACUCUGUCAAGGAGCUUCGCAAUGACUGGAACAGCAGUCACUCAGAUAUUGCUGCAGACAAGGAUGGCCAGCCAAGACCAGAGAAGGGCUGGAACGUGUUGGUGAAGAAGACUGUUACACAGACAAGGGGGUCGGACCUUGCUUAA
Fusarium pseudograminearum CS3096 is the source of this 1200-nucleotide messenger RNA. RefSeq lists its product as uncharacterized. NCBI's taxonomy places the organism in Eukaryota, Fungi, Ascomycota, Sordariomycetes, Hypocreales, Nectriaceae. Bases 1 to 1200 code for a protein of 399 amino acids. The record is from RefSeq and is a predicted model, not a curated record. The transcript is spliced from 4 exons.